Cicer arietinum (chickpea) is the source of this 1660-nucleotide messenger RNA. RefSeq lists its product as uncharacterized. Lineage: Eukaryota; Viridiplantae; Streptophyta; Magnoliopsida; Fabales; Fabaceae. The record is from RefSeq and is a predicted model, not a curated record.
CUUUUAAUAACACACACGCGCCUUUCACCUAUAGUAUAUCUUUCAUAGUUUUCUCAUUUUCCCCAUAGAAACCGUUUCAUUGUCUCUCCACUUCAACUUCUCUAUUUCCUUCUUCCUAUAAACCAAUGUCCCAUUCCUAUUCCUAUUCCUAAACCCUACCCACUCUCACACACAUCAACCUCCCCUUUUUUUUUCUUCUAAUUAUAAACCAUCACAAUUAUUCAAAACGACCAUGCCGUUUCCUUGGAAGAAAAAAAAUAGAGUCACUCGAAUUUCCCAAAUCGUCGCUGAUCUCCAAUCCCCAAAACGCGGCGGUUCCCUUGUCGUUGAAACCGGUUUUCCUACUUCCCUCAUCGAUCUCUUCGUUAAAAACCGGAGCCGGUUCAAUAAAUCUAGAUUCAAAAAACCGGUUCGCUCCGAAAUUCUUGAUCCGUCACCGCCUCCGCCUCCGCCACCGCCGUCUCCGGUUACCUCUUCUCCACCGAUUCAUGAUGUCUCCGUCUCUGCCGCUACCGCCACUGUCUCCGAUCACCUCUCCACCACCGCCGCAGACACCUCCAUCACCGCCUCCUCCACUUCUCCUCCGAUUCACGACGUUUCCACUGCGGAUAUUCCAGGGCCGAAUCAUCCAAUCGGAGAAAUCACCGACGGAGUGGUUAAUCAUGUUCCGGUGAACGAAUUCAGUUCCGCGUUAAAUUCGAAGUUAAUUACCGUUAAGAUGUUGACGGUUAUUAUUUUGGCAGCGAGCGUGAAAGAGUUAACGGUUGCGAUGACUGUAUCGGCGUUCGCGCUUCUGUUUCUGGAAAACGCAUUGAAACGCGUUGUUUCUAUUUUAAAGCCUUGUUCAAAUGUUAGCGUUGCAAUGAAAUCAAUGUUCCAGAAGGUGCUAUUUCAAAAGAAUCCUAAAGAGGUUUGUGAAACUGUAACCGUUUUGGAUCGUGAAGUUCAAAUUUCGAGUUUGAAUUUAAAUUGUUGUAUGAAUGAUGAAAUUGAAGUCGUGGAAACAAAGAGUGAAUUGGGGAUUUGUUGUGAAUUGAAUGAUUCAUUGGUUUCUGAGUGCAAAAUUAAGCGUAGUCGAAGUGGUAGGUUUAGGUCAAUUAUGGUGAAGAAACUUAAGAAGUUCCGUAGUUCCAAGAAAGAGAAAAAGGAAAAAAUAGAAAAUACUAAUAAAGAGGAUGAAGUUGAAUUAAGUAGUGAUGUGUCAAGUGUUGUUGGUGAAGAUAAAGAAGAGAUUAAAAAUGAAGUUGAUUGUGGAAUCACUUGUUCUCAAGAAUCAGUUGUUGUUGGGAAUUCAGGUUAUAUAAUUCUGGUUAUAAUCGUACUUAUUGGGCUUAUUGUGGGACGUUUGCCAGCAUUGAUUCUUACAAUAGGAUGGUGUUUCUUGGUGAAGAUGGUUAGAGGUGUGUGGAGAUCAAAGAAUGGUUCUCUUAGCAAAUGUUCUUCUUCAAGGUCUUGAUGGAAUGGAAUCAAUUGGGUGGUGUGAGACAUUGAAAUUCAAAGUUCAUUCAUGUGUGAUAGGAACUCCAACCAUUUGUUGGGAAUCCAACUUUAUAGAGUUGUAUUUAUAUAUAUAAACAGAGUAGAUUAUAGAUAGAUAAGAUACAUACUAAUAUGACAGUAGAUAUUAAUAAUAGAGAUUCUUUCUUUUUUCAUGGAUUAA